This is a messenger RNA of Scophthalmus maximus (turbot), 2894 nucleotides long. RefSeq names its product major facilitator superfamily domain containing 8 (gene mfsd8). Gene Ontology annotation, molecular function: transmembrane transporter activity. Bases 463 to 1878 code for a protein of 471 amino acids. Gene Ontology annotation, cellular component: lysosomal membrane. The transcript is spliced from 12 exons. The record is from RefSeq and is a predicted model, not a curated record. Gene Ontology annotation, biological process: transmembrane transport. Lineage: Eukaryota; Metazoa; Chordata; Actinopteri; Pleuronectiformes; Scophthalmidae.
UGCUGAUUUGAUAAUAGUAAAGUGAAGUUAUCUGGUGCCAUAGUCCAGUUAGCCACCUAGCUCUCAGCGGGCGGCGCCGUCGCUUCCCUCAACUCUCCCGUGUGGAGUUAGACAGGCCGGUGAUUCGUGCGAGGUGUCACUCCGUGAGAGGCUGUGACGUUGGCCGACGCCGCCGCUCGCCUCCCGGAGCGUGUCGUCACAGCUGUAGCUCGUGUGGCGCGCUCCGCUUGUCCAGCUGCUAGAUGACGACAUAGCGUCGCGGCUCUCCCAACGUCGCCCGAGUCUGCGGCGUCUGGGCUCUUACAUUGAAGAUGGCACGGCCCGUCGACUCUGACGAAAACACCCCGUUGCUCCGGGACGAUGCAAGCAGGUGAGGGCAGAGUUCCACUCGGAUUGAAACACUGAACAGGUGACGACUCUCAGGAUGAGGACUACAAGAAUCGGUGGAGGUCCAUCCGAGUCAUGUACUUCACCAUGUUUCUCAGCAGCGUAGGUUUCACCAUUGUCAUCACAUCACUUUGGCCCUAUUUGCAAAAGAUUGAUGGCAGCGCUAACGCCACCUUCUUGGGAUGGGUGGUGGCGGCCUACAGCCUCGGUCAGAUGAUCGCCUCGCCCCUCUUUGGCUUGUGGUCUAAUCACCGACCACGCAGGGAGCCGUUGGUGUGCUCCAUCUUCAUCAACCUUUCGGCUAAUAUCUACUACGCCUACGCAUACCUGCCCGUGACCAAUAACAAGUUCCACAUCCUCAUGUCCAGGGCCUUUGUCGGCUUCGGAGCAGGCAAUGUUGCCGUGGUGAGGUCGUAUGUUGCUGGAGCUACAUCGCUGAAGGAGAGAACCGGCGCCAUGGCAAACAUGAGCGCCUGUCAGGCCCUGGGUUUCAUCCUGGGACCAGCUCUUCAGGCGGGCCUGUCGUUCAUCGGUGAGCGUGGUGUCACAGUGAAGAUCAUUGAUCUGCAGAUCAACAUGUACACUGCUCCUGCUUUACUGGCUGUUGCCUUUGGCCUCAUCAACAUCCUGCUGGUCGUCUUGGUGCUGAGAGAGCACCAUGUAGAUGACCAUGGACGACACAUUCAGGCCAUCAACUACAUAUUAGAAGAAAGCGUUGGCAUUGAUGAAGAAACUGAGGAAACCAUCGACCAGGUUGCGGUCCUGACCUCCAACGUCCUCUUCUUCAUCGUCAUGUUCAUCUUUGCCAUCUUUGAGACCAUCGCCACCCCUUUUUCCAUGGACAUGUUUGCCUGGACAAGGAAAGAAGCAGUUAUAUACAAUGGCGUUAUCAUGUGCUGCAUUGGAUUCGAAUCCAUCCUGGUGUUUCUGGUUGUAAAAGUGGUUUCUCAAAGGGUUGGCGAUCGUCCUGUUUUGCUGGCAGGCUUGGCCAUUAUAUUCUGUGGCUUCCUUACCCUGCUUCCAUGGGGCAAUCAUUACCCCAAGAUCCAGUGGGCGGACUUAAAAAACAACUCGUUGGUCAGUCAGAUAUCUGAAGCCACGUUGGCCUCCAACAGCUCUUUGGAGCCGACAGGCUGUCCGUAUCAACAGACCUGGUGUCAGUAUACCCCUGCCAUACACCUUGCCCAGUACAUCUCAUCUGACAUCUUGAUCGGGAUGGGAUACCCAGCCUGCAAUGUGAUGUCCUACACACUGUAUUCCAAAAUCCUCGGCCCCAGGCCUCAGGGUGUGUACAUGGGGUGGCUGACGGCCUCUGGUAGCGGUGCAAGGACAUUGGGUCCUGUCUUUGUCUCCCAGGUUUACACCCUCCUGGGACCUCGUUGGGCCUUUAGCCUCAUCUGCGGAAUCGUGUUAGGGGCCAUCAUCUUCCUGGGCUCUGUUUACCACAGACUCAUCGCAUUUUCUGUACGCCACGGACAAGCGGUAGAAUAACAAUUCUCGCAGGAGAGACUGGUGGCACUUUCCUACUUUUAUCCUCAAAGACUUUAAGCCAAAAUCUUGGCUACGACGACGGCUUUUUUGUUGCUGUUGCCCACUUUACAGCGAGGUUAUUGAUAAGCGUUUGAGAGUUUGUGACUCAGGGUGGACCUUUAAACUCUUAAGGCGAAGAGAUAAGGCCAGGUUAUUCCUCAGGACUAUACCAAAGAUGGCUGCUUCACUUUGAGUUCACAUGGAGCUAGAAGUGCAGCCGCACUUUAAGUUGUUGUGACGCAUUCAAAAUUAUGUCAGGCAUUGUCCUGUUUGAGGUGGAGGCAGGAUAUUGAACAGAUUGAAGUUUUAAAUCAAGAAGUUACUAAACAUUUGUUACUGAAAUUUUGUAACUUGUUGCAUUUAUGGCAUCGUUAGUUUUAAAGAUGAUUAAAUUCAGAAAUUUAUGAACACAUAAAUGAGACUACUUUAGCAAAGCAUUUACAAAACCCAUAAAGGUUUAAGACUGACUUUGCGUUAAAUUGUGAAAUCAAUUUUUGAAAUUCACAGGCGCAUGUGAACAACCAUGGUCACAAUAAUGGUACUUAAAUACUGUUGAAUUGUUUUCUGUUUUUACUGAAGAAAAUGUGCUGACGAUUGUUUAAUGUUUAAUUCAUUGGAUUUGACAUUCCUUAUACAUGUUAACUACACUUUCAAAGUUCUUAAUUUCCUGUUUCUGGGAAAAGUGUUGGUUUUAAUGUGGGAUUUUUAUUGUGCAAGGUAUUUCACUCUUGAGAGAUAAACAAACAUUAUGCACGGAUGAUCAUUUGAAUAUUUCCAGUAAAACAUUUCCACAUUGAACUAAUCCUAGUUCAAUGAACUGCAAGGGGAAAAUAUUGAUAUUAUUUUUCCUACUUCCGUUAAAGCUGUUGUGGUCAUUUUAGAACUACAGGUCUUCUACCUGAAAUGAUUCAGAAAGUGAUGUGUGAAUGUAUGUAUGCUAUUGAUUAACUGAGUGAUGGAUUGAAGAUUUAAUGUGA